Teleopsis dalmanni is the source of this 372-nucleotide messenger RNA. RefSeq names its product 26S proteasome regulatory subunit 8-like. The transcript has 2 exons. Bases 1 to 372 code for a protein of 123 amino acids. The record is from RefSeq and is a predicted model, not a curated record. Gene Ontology annotation, cellular component: proteasome regulatory particle, base subcomplex. Gene Ontology annotation, molecular function: proteasome-activating activity. Lineage: Eukaryota; Metazoa; Arthropoda; Insecta; Diptera; Diopsidae. Gene Ontology annotation, biological process: proteasome-mediated ubiquitin-dependent protein catabolic process.
AUGGGACUUUAUUUGGGAUUUUUUACACUGCAAACAUUUAGCCACUUAGCCCAAAAAACUGUUGUGGAAAAGGAUAAUUUCAUCAUAAAAAAAAUUGAAUUUCCCUCACCAAAUGAAGAAACUAAUUUAGAUAUUCUCAAAGUUCAUUCGCGUAAAAUUAACUUGACCCGCUGCAUUAAUUUGCUUAAAAUAGCUAAACUUAUACCGGGAGCUUCUGGUGCAGAAGUUAAAGGCGUUAAUAUAGGUGCUGGCAUGUACGCAUUGCGUAAGCGUCGUGCGCAUGUUACUCAAGAAGAUUUUGAAAUGGCUGUCGCUAAAGUUAUGCAGAUGAAUUCAGAGAAGAACAUGUCUAUUAAGGAAUUAUGGAAGUAA